Molecule: messenger RNA, 7368 nt
Organism: Penicillium pulvis
Lineage: Eukaryota; Fungi; Ascomycota; Eurotiomycetes; Eurotiales; Aspergillaceae
Product: tetratricopeptide repeat protein
Exons: 3
Coding region: 1-7368 (2455 amino acids)
Molecular function (GO): protein binding
Source: RefSeq, a predicted model, not a curated record
AUGUCCGAUCCUAUGAAUACCGAACCCGAACCCGAACAGGUGAGCCAAGGUGGCAGCUCCUGGUUCAAUAAGAAAAUAGGCAGAAAAUUGUCUUUGGCCCGCUCUCCCAAAGAAACACCAAAGGAGACCACCGGCCCAAGUGAAACAACAAAGGAGGCCACUGAUCAAAGCGGUAUUGGUCAGUCAGCCAUGGAUGAGGGAGAGAAGGUCAAGACAAACCUGCCUUCUGAGAAUAUGAACGUUCUGAAAGAUACGGCUGGAAAGGGAGAAAAUAUUGGAACCACGGCCAACCAGGGAGACGCGGCGGAGGCAAUUGGUCAAACUGGCUUGCACAAGGACAGUUUCAGCAAGAAAAACAUCGAAGACGUUGGCCAGCGUCUCUUUGGCCACCGUGGAAGUACUUUUGGCCCGAAUAGCGACAUCAAGAAGGGUCCCAUUACGGAGGGAUCUAUGGACCAAAGAGAUACAGGCCAGGAUCUUGUGGGCGCCACUGGCUCUGGAUCUGCAUCUGGAGCCGGAACAAUGGGUACAAGCACUGGAGCUGAUCUACUUGGAGCUACCACUGGAGGAGCUAGCACGUCUAAGACUACUACAUCAGAUACCAAAAUGUCUAAGUCUACUGUAUCAGAUACCAAGACAUCUAGUAUUGGAGGCAUGGGUCCAGGCAUGACUGGCAACCAAGGCAUGACUGGAAGUCAAGGUAUGACCGGCAACCAAGGCAUGACCGACACUCAAGACAUGACCGGAAGUCAAGGUAUGGCUGGCAACCAAGGCAUGACCGACACUCAAGACAUGACCGGAAGCCAAGGCAUGACCGGAAACCAAGGAAUGAUGGGCAAAUCUAGUGUUGCUGGCGGAACUUUUAGCGACAAUUCGAUGAAUCAGGAACUCGACAAUCAAGCACAUAUCGACUCGGAUGUGUUUGGUGAUAAGAAUGGUCUGCAGAAUACUUCGACAGGCGGUCAUGUUUUUUCCUCCCCAGGAAUCGAGCAAAAGCUUGCCGAGAAGAGGAGACUCAGCACAGAAGGCAGACACCAUGAGAAGCAUAAGUCUAUGCGGGAGGGAGGAGGGCCCAGUCAAACUGCUAUUGGCAGUUCGGCCCUCGGUGGUGGUGCUAUGGGUGGCGCCAGUGAUAUGAGCAAAGAUGGCACUAGCCAACAAGCUGGUACAGCGGGACAGACGAGCAAAGGAACAACACAGGCUCGUAUGUCAGGCGUGUCUGGCGGAGGUCUCACACAAGCCAUUGGCCAAGGAUCCACCGGCAAGCGAGGACUUGGUCAAGGUGGCAUGGGUGGUAUGGGUGGUACGGGCCAACGCCCCAUUACCCGUCGCAAGCCUAUGGCAACUAAGGCGAAUCGAUCAGUCGAGGAUGCUGGAAUGGCCUCCGGAACUCCACGGACCAUGAUGCCCAUGGGUAGCUCUAGCUACAAGGUGACUAUACUCCAAGAGAAGGUCCAUGCCGUGUCGCAGAAGUGCAAGACCCAAUUGGGUGGCUCUGCUAGCGAAAUCAGUCAGCGCAGCCCUACUGUGGAUGCUUUCUUUGAUUCAGUGGCGGCAGAGCGUCUCCGUUGGAUGCCUGCCGAUGGAAGUAGACUCGACUGCUGUCUUCGAUGGGCCUCCCGGCUGGCAUAUGCAGUUGAUAAUCUACGGGAGUCGAUCGGUGCUUUCGCUCCUGGAGCAAACGAAGCCGCGAAGCUGAUUUGGGGUUUCGAAACUAUGCUCCUGGAGUCUGAUAUCGACAACACAGAUCUCUUUGAAAGCGUCUUUGGCCGAUAUGGCCGUGUUGCUGUGGGCAUUCGUCUGCUCCUCCAGUACGAGAGUGUAUACAAGCCAUCUCCGGAGCUCCAGCCUGAAGCUGCCGCCGUGUUUGCCGAUCUUUUAGAGCUGGUCUGCAGCACCACUAUCAGUUGUGUUGAGGGAUUCAAGGCUAAGGAGCUUGAUACAGUCAUCAGCCACAACGUUGAUGCGGCCUUUGUGACCUACGCCACUCGCUACUCGACGCACUGGAAUGCUAUCGUCGAGGCUGCAACAUCCAAUGUUGUGAUGCAGAGCACGUUGAUCUGGUCAAGUGAGGAGCUUGGCAGCCUUCGACAGUUCCUCGGCGUGCAGGAUCGUCCUCUUCAGUUCAUUCUUGACUCCCGUAGUCAUACUUUGGCCGAGGGGUCCUUCGAGUGGUUUAACAACACUCUUUAUGACUUCACUGUGGGCAAGCCUCCUGUCAUGCUGGUUACUGGUGGAGCCGGCUGUGGUAAGAGUGCCAUGGCACAGUGGACUGUCGACCGAAUGCAGGAAUCUUCCGAUCACGAAGGCUGGAAUGUGAUUCCCUACACUAUUCGCGCCGAUAUUCCCGUUGCCACUUUGCCUCUACGUAUCUUGAAGGGUAUCUUGCACCAGAUGCUGGACCACUGCGUCAUUGAAAAGAGCAUCCAGGAGGAUAUCCUCUUCCAUGUCGCCAAGGCCGCUCAAAGUGCCCUUGAUGGUGCGGGAGAAGCAGAAGUUGAAGAUAGUCUGUGGAAAGGCAUUCGCACUGGACUGGAAUCUGAUAUUCAGUACAUGUUCGUCGUUGAUGGUCUCGACCAAAUCAAGGGCGGAGACCCCGAUGCCACUGAAUUCAUGGACAAAUUCAGCGAAGUCCUGGCUGAGCAGAAUGAGGGUUCAAAGAUGAUUGUCUUCACCCGACCUCUGAAAUCGAGAAUGAGCUCCCGGAGCAUUCAGCAUUUCAUGGUGCAUGCAUCCCAGACUGAAGCUGACCUGGAGGCCUACGUCCACAAGAAGAUCGUAUCCGCAUUUGAAUCCCAAACCGGAAAUAGUGACCAGCUCGAUACUGCUGUAGCUACCAUUGUCAAACGAUCUCAGGGCUCCUUUAGCUGGGCGGAGAUGGCCAUUGAGUAUGCUCGACAGCAGAGAACCCCUGGCCAGGCUAUUCAGUCUGUGCAAGCACUGCCUCAGGCUAUGCAAGAUAUGCUUGACUUCCAUAUGAAGAACUUGGAUCUCAGCAAGAACGAGGCAAAAUAUGUCCUGUCGUGGCUUGCUGCUGCUGAGCGACCUCUGCUGGUUGAAGAAGUUGAACAACUUUUGGCUGUUGACACGAAAACGACAACCUUCAUGUCUAGCUUCUCUCGUGAGGAUAGUGGAUGGAGCAAAUCAUUGAGUCCUAUUGUGAUGACACGUGAUGGUGUUGUUUCCUUCGCACACACCUGCAUUCGCGACCACAUCAUCAAUCAAGCUAGGUCCUCCAGCGCCACAGCACCGCUUAAUCUGAAGGAAUCCCACUAUGACCUCCUUACCAGAUGCCUUGCAUGGGUGCAGCUUAGCGUCAAAGAAGAGACUGAUGUAUCUAUUAAUAAGCUGGGUAUGGAAGAGCGCAACCGUCUCUUCGACAAAUACGUUAUUCUGGAAUACACGGCACGAUACUGGCUUUCGCACCUUCUGUCUUCGCAGUUGGUGACAGAUGAAGGCGAAUUCUCAUUCAACGCAAGCUUCAGAAAGCUGGUCCCAGCGACCGUUCUGUUUGCUCGUCUUGAACUGACCUGUCGAGAGUCGCAGUUCACCCGAUCCAGCGUGGUCGAACUAUACCGACUGGCGACAGACAUUCGCCGCUUGGUCUUAGGCGAGAAGUCACUGGCACUUCUGCAGAGCUUGCUACUCAGUGCCCGCGUCUCCAAGUAUGCCCACGCUAGCCAUGCGGAUGAGCACUGCUACGAAGCUUGGAAGCUCAGCCAAGAACUCCUUGGCCAGUCCGACUUGAUCACCUUGGCAUGUGCCGAGAUGAUGACCCAGUCGUUCACCGAACGAGGUACCAUGACUUCACAACAGGAGGACAUCAUGAAGUACUUGAUCCUGACCGACUCUGAGAUCACUGGCGUUGAUUUUGCUCAGCGCUUGAAGUACCUUGGCGCAGUAACUGAAAUGUACAGUUACCGCAGCGAGCAAGAAUCUUCUCUUACCAUCUCGAAGGAGUUCUACCAGCAGAUUCUCACGAAAUAUGGCUCAAACUCGAGUCAGUCCUCAGAGACUGCAGACUUCUUGACCAGCCAGUUCGCUGCUACUGGUAGCGACGAGAUGAGCCGCGACAUUGCACGAACCAAGUACGAUAAUGUGGUUCGCACGAUGGAGGUCACCGAUGAGCGCCGUAUCAAGUACACCUUGUACAUGGCCCAGCUUUACGAGCAGCAGGGUGAGAAUGCCCAAGCACAGGGUGUACUCUCCAGCCUGUGGGCUGGUCUCAACUCCCGGGACAUCGACUCCGUUGACAUGAUGGACAAGAAGGCCAACGUUGCCCUCGUUUACUAUCAGUUCCUGCGCCGCCAGGGCAGAAAUGACGAGGCUGAGGUCAUAAUCCGUGAGCUUGUUGCAGACCUCGAGGUCACUGGUGUUCACUCUCCGGAAAUGAUGCAGCGCGUGCAGCUGCUUCGCGCCGAGACUCGCGAAAUGCACAUGUACAGCCUGGAUCGCUCCCUGUCUAUUCUGACGUGGCGCUACUACAAGGAGAUGAACAUGGAAUACUCGGCCGAAGCGAGGAUGCUGGCUCUGUCCCUUGCAGAGAGCAUGGCUAACACCGUCUCUAUCGAGGACAGUCAUUCUCUUUCCGGAAGAGACCGCAGACUGAUGGUUGAGCUUUUGGAUUCCAUCACCUCGUCUUCCGAAAACCUCACUGUGGCCACAUUGAUCCUGUGCCACAAUUUGUCCAGCAUCUAUGUCCGCGAAGAGGAUUGGGUGGAGGCGAGCGACUGCUCCAAAGCUGUCCUGCAGCAUGUAUGGCCUACAGUCGAGCAGGCUGGAAACCACAAGACAUUCUCGGCCGAAUUGGCUCCUCCAAUAGCAGACCUGGCUCUGAUUCUGGCAUACUGCCACAUCCGCAGAUUGCAUCUGGAGCAGGCUACCAUUGUCUAUGAGAAUGCAUUUGGAUCUCUCGUCUCCUCAGAUGGAGUCCCCGUACCUUCGGUGCUGGCUGUUGCUAAGGCCGUUGUUGAAUUCUACGAGACAACCUUCCAGUUCAACAGAGCUCUGACUCUUCUGCACUCGGUCAGCGAAUUCUUGACUAUGAGACUAGGCGAGACUCACCAGCAUACCAUCGAGAACUUCUACCUCGAGGCUGCGCUUGCCAGUCGUUUGGAGAUGACCCACGAGGCUAAGAGCACAUACCAGCGCAUUUACAGGUGCACCACCCGCGACGGCAAGGUUGAACCCCAGGGCUUUGAAGCUGCUCUCGCACUUGUUGCUUUGUACGAAAAGGAGCUCCAGUGGGAUGCUGCUCUGGAUGUUUACCGCCACGUAUGGCCUACCGUGGUUGUUGAGGACAAUAUGACCUCCAGCUACGACCGCGUGAGAAUCGAGAAGAUGUUGGAAAAGACCUACAUUGGAUAUAUGACUAUUCUCACUACCCGCUCCAAGCUUACCGACUUCUCUGAGCAAUACAAGGUCGCUUCAGAGUACGUGAUGACUUGCCGCAACGUCUAUGGUCCCACGAGCCAGAAGACACUGAGCGCCACUCUGCUCUUCGCCGAGCUAUGCGAGAGCAGCGACUCGCAUAUCGACGAGGCUAUCUCACUCUACAAGAAGCCAUUCCAGACUAGCGAGUGGGUGCCAACCUCCCAGUCUUCCAAGGGUCUCGACCAGAUGACUGCACCACUGCCCAUCACGCUCAAGCACAAGCUCGCCCAGCUAUUCGUCCGCAAGCGCGAUUCCACAAUGGAAGCCCGCUCCCUCUACACAGAAGAGUUCCAGCUGGCAAAGAAGACCCAGGGCUACUUCUCCAGCACGACGCUCUCCUGGCUCCGCGAGCUAGCCCUCGCGCACUCCCGCCAGGGCACGCACGCCUCCGUCCAGCAAGGCUGCGCCAUCCUCCAUACAUACGUGACGGACGUCCUCCAUUCCGGCGGCGAAUCCGACUCAAUGAGGGACUGGGCCCACAAGGUCGCCGCGAUCUACCUAGAAUGCGGCUUCAUUGACGGUGGCAACAGCAUGCUCGACGAGCUUCGCCAGCGUGUAGUCUACGGCUCUGACACCUCAGCCAUGGCACUUGGAGAACGGCGCGAUGCCGUCUUCGCCGCUGCCUUCGAGGAAGCGUUCGGUCGCCGCGCAAGCUACGAACAGAUCAUGAGCGAGAUGGCCCGUGAGAUGCAGACUCAGCAGACCUUUACCAAGAGCCUGUCCGGUCACGACUUCAUCCCGACUCUUAUUACUGGUGAGCGUCUUACGUACCUGCAGACGGAGCAGAAGCGUACUCGUGUUGCGACGGAGACUCGUAGCAGACUGUACGAGUACUUCUGCACUACGCUAUCCGCGACUGCGAUUUCGGAUCGCAAGAUCGUUCAGCAGUUCUAUGGUAUCUGUCUGCGUGAGGUGCAGAAUGAGAACUACAACAUGGGUAUCUUGAACACGACAACCAGUCUCGUUCGCGAUCUAUGUAACUCUGGCAAGUUCCAGGAAGCAAGUGAUGUUACAGGCGUCCUGCAUUCAUUCCUACACCUGACAGAUGGUCUGAAUAGCUACGAUAGCAUCAUCACCGCUUCAAAACUCUGUCUAUACCUAACUGGACACCAAGCAACCCGCUGCCAGAAUGAUAAGCUCUCCAGCGAGAUGUCCAUGAAAGCAAAGGACCUCCUUCAGGAACUCCUAGCCUCAGCCAAGACCCUCGGCUUCGAAAUAGUCGACCUCCCCUUCCACGAACUGAACGACAUUAUUACCCUGCUAGGCGAAUUCGAGAUGUUCGAUGACCUUGAGGCAAUCCUAACCCAGCUCUGGACAUCCCGUAUUGUCCAACGAACCUGGACACCAGACGUAGUCGUUUGGAUCGGCCGCCGCCUAGUCGAAACCCGCUUCUGCCGAGGCGCAAUCGAUUCUUCAAUCCAGCUUUGUCGCGAUAUCUGCUACAACCUCCGCCAAGUCUGGGGCAGCUACGACAAUGUCACGUUGGAAAUGACGAAACUUCUAUCGGGACUGUUCACUGCAUCGGGUGAUCAUGCUUCUGCGGCUACGCUGCAUGAAGGUGUUCUUCAUGAUUUGCUUAGUGAUUCCGAUGCGACGUCGCAUCCACAGGCUGCUGAUACGGCUAUGCAGCAUAUGGAGUUGCUUAGUCGGGCUCAGAGUCGUGGUGCGGGCUUGAGUUCUGCUAGGUCGUCUGCGCAUGCGGAUUUGGUUGCGCAGGUUACGGAGAAGUUUGGAUUGAAGUCUGGACAGAUUAAGGGUGUUGGGGAGGCGCAGGGAGAGUCGUUUGGAGUUUGGUCUAAGCCUAGACGGUUUAGCAUUGAUAUUGACGACUUGGAUGAUCAGGGACAGAUGCAUCAUAAUCAUCUGAGGGAGUCGAGUGGAACUGGUAUUAUGAGUGGUUCUGGGGCGAGAAGAAUCUCGGUGCAAGCGCUGUAG